Messenger RNA from Ustilaginoidea virens, 1392 nucleotides. RefSeq lists its product as uncharacterized. Lineage: Eukaryota; Fungi; Ascomycota; Sordariomycetes; Hypocreales; Clavicipitaceae. Bases 1 to 1392 code for a protein of 463 amino acids. The record is from RefSeq and is a predicted model, not a curated record. Gene Ontology annotation, molecular function: zinc ion transmembrane transporter activity. The transcript is spliced from 3 exons. Gene Ontology annotation, cellular component: plasma membrane. Gene Ontology annotation, biological process: zinc ion transmembrane transport.
AUGGAUGGCAUUGGUGAGGCAGCCAAGAGCGAUUCACACUGGACCUCCAUCCCCACGAACUUGCUGCUGGCCGAGCUGCAGCGUCGAAACACGGAUGGCGAGAGACCACAGUGCGGUGGGAUACAGCAAGGGCGGUACGACACAGUCGCGCACGUCUUUGCGUUGCUGUUGAUCUUGGCGUUGAGCACUUUAGCAUGCGGGCUUCCCCUAUUAUCGCGACGAGCAACGACCGGGAGGUUUCGAAGGAACAUCAUCUUUUACUGCCAACAUGUGGGGACGGGCGUAUUGCUCGCGACCGCGUUUGUGCAUUUAUUGCCGAUGGCCUUUGAGUCCCUGACGGAUCCGUGUUUGCCGUACUUCUUCAGCAGCGGGUACAAGCCGCUCCCCGGCUUCGUUUCCAUGGUGUCUGCCAUUGUUGUUGUUGGCGUUGAAUCAUACCUGACCGCCAGGGGUGCCGGGCAUUCCCACUCUCACACCCACCAUUUUUUCGACCACGAGGAUAGCGAUGGGGACGGGGAGUUUCAGACGGUGCCACUAGACGACCACCCCGGCAUGUCUGAGCAGCGGGCGAGGAAUCACGGGCCAGAAGACAGAGCUCUGGACGAUGGUGAGGCUACUCAGGGCCUUGUUGCUGGUGUUUCGCCAUUGCCCGAAUCAACGCCGGUCAUGGCCACGGUCACGGCUGCCGCCACGGCCGCAGCCACGAAACGGCGCAAGUCUGACGACUCUGAUUUCAACGACGGCGGCGAUUCGGAUCUGGACCUCGAGAUGCACGAAUUGCAUCCCACCUCAGCCGAUGGCGGCACUCAUCGAAACAGUGGUGCUUACUCAUCCCUGAAGAAGCCAAGCGUGACGGCGGGUGCGACGGGCCCUGUGAUGUCGUCCCAGUCGCCCGAGGAGGUCAGACGCCAGCUGGUGCAGUGCCUCUUGCUGGAGGCGGGCAUCCUGUUCCACAGCGUCUUCAUCGGCAUGGCGAUCUCCGUCGCCACUGGCCCCGCGUUUGUCGUUUUCCUGGUAGCCAUCAGCUUCCAUCAGUCUUUUGAAGGGCUGGCACUCGGCAGCCGCAUUGCAGCCGUUCAGUUUCCCAGAAACUCCAUCCGACCGUGGCUCAUGGUCCUUGCCUACGGCUUGACCACGCCCCUCGGGCAAGCCCUCGGGCUGAUUGUGCACAACAUGUACGACCCUGCAUCGAUGGGCGGCCUUUUGGUGGUCGGAUUCAUGAACGCCGUCUCGUCGGGCCUCCUGCUGUAUGCUGGCCUGGUCCAGCUGUUGGCGGAGGAUUUCCUGACAGAAAAGAGCUAUCGCGUGCUCAAGGGCACGAGGCGUCUGCAGGCGUACCUGUGUGUCGUCGGCGGCGCUCUUUUGAUGGCAGUAGUAGGAGCGUUUGCCUAA